AUCGCGCCGCACGAUACAUGCGCUUACGCAAAACAUUAUACAUGUUUACUUAACGCAAAUUUUAGUAAUAAUACUCGUGUUUCAACUCUAACGGCUUGUUUAUGUGAAAAAGCUAUAACACUUAUGCUCAAUAAAAGGAUCAAAGUGUGAAGGGUGUUUAGAACGGCACGGAUUUACCGUUGGUCUAUUUUCGACUUACGUUCACCGUGUUCGAUUAGGCGCCACUCAUUUCGAAGUAAAACAUGCGUGAGCUCGGCCGCGGGGGAUCAAUCGUGGCUGCCACUAUUGCAACGUUGAAUAAUCGUUCGACCAUCGAUGCUAAAUCUCAACCGGUCAAUACACGGCCAGCUGCCGAGGUGGAAAGAAACGUGUUGCGGUCUCCAAGGAAUAAUAUUUAUGACGAUAGAAUUCGGCGUGCUUCUGGGAUCAGUGAACGUCCCCUGUCAACGGCAUCAGAAACAUCUGAACGCGAUUCGGUCUCCAUUCAAUCUAGCGAGGAACCUCCCUUACACGAGAGUGGUGACUCGGACAGCCCUGAUGAGACAACGGUAAAAUGUUCUGGAUGGAAUAAUCAAACGGUGCCACCUCAGCAAAGUGAUUCCUCUGAAUCCGAUACUUCAACAAGUGAAGAUGAUUCUGAAGGUCAGGAGUAUGUGACACGUGAUUGUCGUACUGAUUAUCGGACGCUCACACCGAACAGAGGUAUUGAUAAUAGUACACGAUGUGAUGGUGAUUUUAAAUGGUUACAAAGCGGUGAAAUCAUGGACGAUACUGUGGAAGUUCAGUCAGCUGGUUCACGCGGAGAUAAUUACAACUCGGCGAGCUUAGAAAGAAGACGUCGCGCGCCAAGUGACCGUGGUGAGCGAGAUCGUAAAACAAGGUCGUCGUUAUCUACAAAACCGCCGCAACAUCCAUCGAGCCUUAGGGUUUCCCCGAGACCAAGGCGUUCACGUGAUGAGGAGGCCCAACCAGACUUACAGCGACGCUGGAACUCCUACGAGCAGUUCCGUUGGCCGGAAGGUGGUUGGUGGCCUCCGAUGUGCUGGUGUCAUGGACCGCCGCCUCCACCACCAUGCUGCAUGCAUUCUGAACACUCGUGGCCGUCACACCCGUCUCUUGCGACUACACCAUCGCGUCCGUACAAGAAUGACGCUGAAGAACGUGUGCGUCGCCUGGAGUCGGACAAAGACAGCUUACAGCUGCAAGUUCAGGUGCUGUCAGAGCAGAUCACAGCGCAGACUGAAAAAAUGGCUGACCUGGAGCGAACACUACACGACGCACGGCAAAGACUGGAUGACACUGAACAGAGGCUACAAAAGGAAAUGCUGCAACGGUCGUCACUCGAAACACAGAAGUUGGAGUUGUUAUCAAAGUUAAGUGAAGUGAGAUUACGGGCAGCGGAAAGAGGUGUUUUAGAGCGGUCACCACCGCCUGACUCCACGCCUAUUGCUAGACCGGCUCCUCCGAGGACUCCGCCAGCAAACUACGGGCGUCAAAUCGAGCGUAACACGCACAUGUAUUCCUCCCUACCACGAUCAUCUGUGCUGCCGUCGGCGACAGUGGAGGCGCGACUGGCCUUCGGUAAAAACAACAUGGUGGUGGCGCGUGGAAAGGGUCACUCCGUACCCAAUUUAGCGGAAAAAGAAGAAGCAUUACCACGUGGCAGUCCAUCUCCCUCAUUACGGGAAGUGCGAGCCAGACUUGGCAGUGGCGGAGUAAGGUUGGAAGGAGAUGAGCUCUCACGAUCGUCGCUAAGAGCGUCUGCGCCUAGGCAACGGGCGCAGAAUAUGCCCUGGCAAACUACCGAUGUUCGCCAAUGGGACUGUGAAACUACUUGUGGUUGGCUCGAGCACCUUGGUCUAGAGAUAUACGUGCCAACCGCUAGAACUUGGCUUGGCGCGUCAGAUGCGAAAGGAGUUAUUGCUGCAGCAUCACAACAGGCAAUAGAGAAGGAACUGGCCAUCAAACAUCCCAUGCACAAGAAGAAAAUUGUGCUGGCAUUGACUGAUCUCUUGGGAGGGCACGGCGACCCAUUACUAACGGCGUCGGGUCGUCUCGAUAGCGCGUGGGCGUUGCGUUGGCUAGAAGACGUGGGCGUGUGCGGCGCACGUGCAGCGGCUGCUGAAGCGGCCCUAGACGCCAGGCUUCUGCAUCGGCUGACGCAUUCUGACCUUUACACGCAUUUGAGGGUCACGCACGCCUUACACGCGUUGUCGAUACGGAGAGGUAUCCAAGUACUACGAGACAACAAAUUCAACCCCGAAACAAUGAUACGUCGGGCAGCUGAGAGUGAAGUCUCCCUAGUCGGAGCCGAGUUGACGGAAAAUGAGAGUCAGGGAGGGAGUACCCCAGCAGGGGAACUGGCGAGGUGGUCCUCUCAUAGGGUGAUGCAGUGGCUGAAGGAGAUCGACUUGGCUGAGUACGCGCCUAAUUUGAGGGGAGCAGGUGUUCACGGCGGUCUGAUGCUCUUAGAACCCCGUUUCACGGCCGAGCUUUUAGCUGCCUUACUGAACAUCCCCGCGAAUAAGACUCUACUUAGACGACAUCUUACUCAAAGAUUCAACGAUCUCCUAGGUCGAGAUGUGAUCCAGCAGAAACGUAACGCGGAACAAACUUUAGGAUAUCAGCCACUCACAGCUACAACCAAAUACAAGGUGCCAAAGAGGAGUCAGUUCUCCCUGAAACGCAAGAAGAGUCGUGAUGACAUGGAAUUAGGCGAACUGGUGUGUCCGCUACACGACGACUGCUCAGGUGACGCUAAACCCACGACGAAAGCAAACUCAGCAUCGGACGUCGAGUCGGGUGUUUGUCCCCCGCGUGACGUCACACGCGGACACUAGCGCUCGCUACGCGGAUCCGCGCUCGCGAUACACGCGGCUUCGGAGACCGUACUAUAAAGAUCACAGACCACUCAAGUUGCGACAUCAAGACUCUGUAAUUUCGACUUUAUUGCCUUGUGUUUAGGUAUAAUUUUCAUUCAUAAAAACUAAAUCUCUCGUCUCUUUCUGAAUGAUUGUUUAUGCUGUGUUGAAAAGAGACAGCUUAAAUAAUGCAAUAAGGUUUUGUUUUUGUUUCAUUAAAUAUUCAUGAUGACUUCUGACAUCCCACUACAAAUUUAAUUAACAUUUUUUGUGACUUUUAAUUGUAUUUUAAAAUAAUACAAAUUCUUAGGAUGGACUGACGCCAAAUACACAUUCAAAAGCCUCAAAUUGUUGAACGUUAAGGUUGUUAUAACGUUGUUAUAAAGGUGACAGGAGGAACAAAACAUUUAAUAACAAUUUAAGGCUUUGAUGAUGAUUCGAUGUAACAUUUAAGUUUUGUAAUACUCUAAUAAAUAUAUGGACGGAAUGUUUGUCACCUUUUCAUUAAAAUUUAAACAAGCGUAUAUGCAUAGAAUCUUUAUAUAAUGUUCUAGAAGACUUAGGACCUUUAAAGAGAGACUGCGAUAUAAGAGGUUCUCAAUAUAUUUUUAACUAAAUACUAUGCGUAAACGCGCAAUUCACGAUGUACUGAAGAUUUAAAUUUCAGUUAACCUGAAACCCUGAAACUUUUGGGGUGUCUAAAGGCGAUUUUCAAAACACAACUUUUAUAUUUUAUUUAUGUUUUCAAAACACAAGACAGUUAAAAUAAUGGGUUUUUAGAAUUUGUAAGAAAAAGCUAUUAAAAAUAAACUUGAUUAAAUGAGAUAUAAUUAAAAGCAUUCGGUGCUGAAGCCAAAUAUAAUUUUAAAUUGGUUUUUAUUUUAAGUUACUGCUAUCGGCACAAAUCUAUUCAAGAAAUAGACAUUCCACAAUAGUAUAUGCAAUAUUUUAAUCACAUCUUUAUUCUGUAAUUUAUAUUUAGUUUGCAAAAUAUUUUGUUAAUAAGUAUCGUUAAUGCUAAUAGGAUCGUCAUUAUAACAAAAAUUCUAUAUUGUAUUACAGCAACACUGAACUUUUUUCAAAAAUAAUAGAACACGACCUAUAGAUUACAAACGCCAUAUGUCAAAUUUUGAUGUAUAGCAAUAUUGAAUCUGUGGUCCCAAUCACGCCCCGAUAUAGACAAAACAUUUAACCAAUUAACACUCAUAGUAUGUUUAUAAGGCUGUAACACACAAC
Messenger RNA from Pieris napi, 4097 nucleotides. RefSeq names its product liprin-beta-1 (gene Liprin-beta). The transcript has 13 exons. Gene Ontology annotation, molecular function: protein binding. Gene Ontology annotation, cellular component: presynaptic active zone. Bases 243 to 2840 code for a protein of 865 amino acids. Lineage: Eukaryota; Metazoa; Arthropoda; Insecta; Lepidoptera; Pieridae. Gene Ontology annotation, biological process: neuromuscular junction development. The record is from RefSeq and is a predicted model, not a curated record.